UUUAAGCGACAAGAUUCUCCUCUCUUUUGGUAUCUUAACCAUUGAAACGAUGACGUUUUGCCGAUAAAUCUCUGAAGGCUCAAAGCCCUGCUGCUAUCAUCAUCUCUCCUUGCCGAUGAUGAUGAAUCUCUGAUGCGCAAACGCGGGAAAUGAGACCUUCACUGUCCCAACAACACCAAACUCCAUAUCCAACAGAAAGCUAAAGCGAAUCAACGUGAUGAUGUCAAAGCUAUCUCUUUUCCGAGCAAAUUCACUUCCUUUCCCAGUCUUAUCUUCCUACUCCGCUCGUUUCAUCUCUAAACCCUAUCUCGCACCUCCUAAAACCCUCAUCCUCUACGCCUUCUCCACCGUUCCGUACGGCCCGUCUCUUCUGAAAGGGAAGAAGCCUUCGCUGAACGACCUUAGAUUAGCUUCAAUAGGUCGAGACAGAGAUGCCCAUCGACGCAAAAUCGAAGAUUUCGAAGAUUCAAUCGAGAAAGGUGAGCUCUUGGACGAAGACGAAUUCACUAGGAUUUUCGAGGUUUCCGCGGUUCGGGUCCCGGCGAAGGACUGUUUCGCGCUCGAGAAUCGUCUCCGUGGCCAUCUCCUUAACUGGCCUAGGAUACGGAACAUUGCUAGGGUUCCCGGAGAUGAAAUCGACGAAGACGUGGUGAAGCUAUUGGGACGCGAGAGCGAUGAAGAAGAGAGUGUUGUGGAUUCUGUUGACAGGAGGAUAAGAGGGAAAGCAGAAGGGGAUGGGGAGAGACUGAGUACCGUGUUGCAUAGAGAUCAGCUCGCUAGGACGUUUAACUCAACUGGGUAUCUCAAAUUCAGAAACUUGGCUAAGAUUUCUAGACCUAAGAGGAAGAGGAAGACAGAGAGAGCUGAGGGGAAGGAGAAGGUAAACAAAGGAAGCAGCCGCAAUGAGUUCGCUGUGGUGGAAGUUGUGGAGGAUAGAGGAGGGGAUGAGGAUUUUGAGGGGUUGCUUGGAGAAGGCUAUGGUAGUAGUAGUAGAGGAAGGUGGAGAGGUUCAACAAGGUUAUUGCUUUUGGAUGAGAGAUAUUCCGGUGAUGAGGAAGUUCAAGACUUGCCUGAGGCUAUCAAGGUUCUGUUCGAAGAAGCUAAAAAGACCGAUGCAAGCUUAAGUUUCGAGCUUGUGAAAUGUAGACUGACUCUGUUCUAUGACUAUUGGCCAAUGAAUGAGGUAUUGGAAGCUUUGCUACCAAAGGGUAUGAUUGUGCCUUCAGCAUUUGAGAUGGUGGGGCAUAUUGCGCAUCUCAACCUUAGAGACGAGCAUCUACCUUACAAGAGGCUCAUUGCUAAGGUAGUUCUGGAUAAGAAUCAGCCAAAGAUACAAACGGUUGUGAAUAAGAUUGAUCCUAUUCACAAUGACUUCAGAACAAUGCAGCUAGAGGUUUUAGCCGGAAACCAUUCCCUGGUGACCAUGGUUGUUGAAAAUGGACUGCGCUUUCAUGUUGAUUUAGCUAGAGUAUAUUGGAAUUCGAAACUUGGGACAGAGAGACAGAGGCUUCUACUUGGCUUCGACCAAAAUGACGUUGUCUGUGAUGUUUUCGCUGGAGUGGGUCCAAUCGCACUAGCUGCAGCAAGAAUAGUAAAACGUGUAUACGCCAAUGACCUGAACCCUCAUGCAGUAGAAUUCAUGGAGCAAAACAGUGUUGUCAAUAAGCUCGAGAAGAGAAUCGAGGUCUUUAACAUGGACGGAAGAAGAUUCAUAAAGGCUAUGUUUUCAAGCGACAAGGGUCAAAAAGUCACCCAAGUAGUCAUGAAUUUACCCAAAGAUGCUGCCGAAUCUCUAGAUGCAUUUCGAGGAGUAUACAACGACAGGUAUAGAGAUGAAGGCUUAUCUUUCCCAACCAUCCAUGUCUAUGGAUUCUCCAAGGCUGCUGAUCCAGAAUUCGACUUCCACGAGCGGAUACGGAUUGCACUAUCGGAGGUGGCCGUGGACGUCAAAAUGCGGAAGGUAAGACUCGUGGCUCCUGGAAAAUGGAUGCUGUGUGCUUCCUUCAUACUUCCAAAGAGUGUAGCCUUCUCAAGAAAAACCAUUAAUGUAGAUUAAGAAAGAAAGGGCAAUACAUGGCAGAUUAUAGGGUCACAUUUGCAAAUACAAAAAUUGUAUUGUACUUUCAGCCUGUUAUACUUGCAGUGUCUUGUUGAAGAACGAGACAACUAACAAGUGAAAGGGACAAUAGCUUCCGUUAUAAUUAUUUAUCUUCAAUAUGGUUUUUU
Brassica oleracea var. oleracea is the source of this 2226-nucleotide messenger RNA. RefSeq names its product tRNA (guanine(37)-N1)-methyltransferase 2. Gene Ontology annotation, cellular component: cytoplasm. The transcript has 9 exons. Gene Ontology annotation, biological process: tRNA N1-guanine methylation. The coding region runs from base 218 to 2056 and encodes 612 amino acids. Lineage: Eukaryota; Viridiplantae; Streptophyta; Magnoliopsida; Brassicales; Brassicaceae. The record is from RefSeq and is a predicted model, not a curated record.